Erythranthe guttata (spotted monkey flower) is the source of this 925-nucleotide messenger RNA. RefSeq names its product non-specific lipid transfer protein GPI-anchored 31. Lineage: Eukaryota; Viridiplantae; Streptophyta; Magnoliopsida; Lamiales; Phrymaceae. Gene Ontology annotation, biological process: lipid transport. The record is from RefSeq and is a predicted model, not a curated record. Gene Ontology annotation, molecular function: lipid binding.
UGUAUAUCCAUUUCUGCGUGUAUACAUACAUACAUAUAUAUAAAUCAUAAAUGGGUGUGUUGUUGGGAUUGAGGAUUCCGCUGCUGUGGCUGGUGUUCGCCGUGUCAGCAUCGGUGGGUCGGGCGGCGAAUACGGCGGCGGCGCCGGCGGUGGACUGCUCGAGCCUGGUGCUGAACAUGGCGGACUGCCUGUCGUUCGUGACGGAGGGGAGCACGGCGAAGACGCCGGAGGGAACGUGCUGCUCCGGGCUUAAAACAGUACUGAAAACAGACGCAGAGUGCAUCUGCGAGGCAUUCAGAAACAGCGCACAGUUGGGUGUCACGCUCAACGUCACCAAAGCCCUCACCCUCCCCACCGCCUGCCACGUGUCCUCCCCCUCCGUCUCCAACUGCGGCCUGAGCAUUGAUACCGGUGCUGCCCCAGCUCUCUCUCCAUUGGCUGUAUCUCCGAGCUCAGUUGCGGGCCCAUCAACUGAGCCCGUUGGAGCUAAUGAAGUUUCUCCGGCUUCGGGACCCACCGGCUCCGGCAGUUCCGGUUCUUCGUCACUCACUGUCUCGAUCGAGUUUCUAUUUCUUGCCACGUCAGCUGUGAUUCUAUCCUUGCCUCUAUUCAUGUAAGAGCACACAAGAAAGAUUCCGAUCUCUUUGCAUGCGCACCAAAUCGAUGUCUGCGACUUCAUUUUUCGGGAGUUAGUUUUUUUUUUUUUUUUUCCGGAGAAAAAAGAAGGGGUACAUAGAAUUGAAUUUGAGCUUAUUUUCUUGUAGUGUGAUGGUAUGAGAUUUUUCUUAUUAACUUGUAUUGAAUUUUAUUAUUUCUUUACUUUUUUCUUUUUUUUUUGUUUAUUAUUAUUAUGAUUGUUACCCUUUUAUUUGGCAAUGUUGUGAUUGUGAUGGCUUUUAUAGAACUAUUUUUUCAGGGUUUGGUU